UUUCCCUGCAUUUCGAUGCCACGUGCUGUCUUUGUCAAGAUCAGAGCACCCCCCCCCCCCAACAGCCUUUUAGAAGGGCCUCUAAUGUCCUCCAGAGCUGCACUGGUUCAUAGGAGAGGCCUCCUACAAUGCAGGCAGCUAGUCAGAGCAGUGUCCACAGCUGGCAGUGUGUGUGGGAGUGAGGGUGACUAUAUACCCAGAGCUAAAGCUAGAGAGUGGAGGCUUCAUAAGAAUGACCAGUUGAGAAAGAACAGACGAGAUCCAGAGCUAGAGAGAAGGGCUAGGAACAAACAGUUGGAGGUCCCACUGGACCUGGUACAGAGUGAAUGGAAGGAAGGUACUGGUCGUCACCACCUCAGGAACAUUGGUCUCCACUGUGCCAUCUACCAAGAUGUGUUUGGCUCCGUGUUCCACCCUCGAGGAUUCAUGGAUAUUCAAUACAGCACAUCAGAGGACACUCAUAGCGUAGAGCAGGGUAACCUGUUACCGGUAUCUUGUGCGCGUGUGGAGCCAGUGGUGACAUUGCCUGAGGGUCUGGAAGGCAACUACUCCACAUUGCUACUGACUGACCCUGAUGGACAUCUCACCAAUGGCACAAUGGAGCUACUGCAUUGGAUGAUUGCUGACAUCCCGUGUGGGCGACCCCCUGCUGAGGGCAGGUUGGUGACCCCCUACCUCCAGCCGAUACCCCCUGCUGGGAGUGGCUUCCAUCGCUAUGUCUUCUCACUAUACACACACGACCACCCCCUCUCUGAGACCACUCAGCCAGCAGAGGAAGAUGAUUGGCUGAAGAAACGAACCUUCUCGACUAUUGAUUUCCUACGAGCACAACCUGACCUGCGUCCGUUUGCCUUCUCUUAUUUCCAGAGCCAGUGGGACAGCAGUGUGAGGGAGGCCUACAGCAAGCUAUUAGCACACCCAGAACCAGUCUAUCAGAUACUACGCACACUAACUCCACGACAAGCAAGACAAGUGGAGAUCAAGUGUCAGAGAGGAGCCAAAUACAGUGUCAUGUGAUGCUCAUGUGAACAGACUAUAAUGUUUGUAGUGUGUGUACAUACAUUCAGACUGUUAUUCACCGCAUGUAGUGUAUCAUGUGCUCACAGUGAAUUCAAAAACAAGUUUGUUCGUAUUGUGA
Messenger RNA from Halichondria panicea, 1138 nucleotides. Its product is annotated as large ribosomal subunit protein mL38-like. Gene Ontology annotation, cellular component: mitochondrial large ribosomal subunit. The record is from RefSeq and is a predicted model, not a curated record. The transcript is spliced from 4 exons. The coding region runs from base 16 to 1017 and encodes 333 amino acids. NCBI's taxonomy places the organism in Eukaryota, Metazoa, Porifera, Demospongiae, Suberitida, Halichondriidae.